Molecule: messenger RNA, 586 nt
Organism: Perognathus longimembris pacificus (Pacific pocket mouse)
Lineage: Eukaryota; Metazoa; Chordata; Mammalia; Rodentia; Heteromyidae
Gene: Cstb
Product: cystatin B
Exons: 3
Coding region: 76-372 (98 amino acids)
Cellular component (GO): cytosol
Molecular function (GO): cysteine-type endopeptidase inhibitor activity
Source: RefSeq, a predicted model, not a curated record
CCGCCGCGCCGCCCGCCCGCCCGCCCGCCCUCCGGUCCGCCGCGCCGCCCGCCCGCCCGCCCGCCCGCCGCCACCAUGAUGUGCGGCGCGCCCUCCGCCACCAAGGUGGCCACCGCCGAGACCCAGAACAUCGCCGACCAGGUGAAAUCACAGCUGGAAGAGAAAGAAAACCGCAAGUUCUCUGUUUUCAAAGCCGUGUCUUUCAAGAGCCAGGUGGUGGCGGGGACCAACUACUUCAUCAAGGUUGACGUGGGGAAUGAAGAGUUUGUGCACUUAAAGGUGUUCCACAGCCUCCCCCACGAGAACAAGCCGCCCGCCCUGUCUGCCUACCAGAGCAACAAGAGCCAGCAGGACGAGCUGGGCUACUUCUAGCCGUGCCGGCGCCGGUGCCAACCGUUCACCUAGUGCCACGGCCGGAGCCCGGGAGGAAGCGGGGCUCACAGCUCGGGGGCCGGGGCCGGGCGGAGCUGCGUCUCUCACUUCGAUCAUGAUUCCUGAAUUUCACGAUUGAUUUUUCUUUCUCACCGUGAAUGAUCUUUGUUAUUUUCAAAGAGCUAUCUUUAAAUAUAUAUAUUUUAAAUGUCAA